GUAUUAUAUAAUAAAAUAGCACCGACGGAAAAAGCAUAGUAGUCAGCGCCUCUGUAACAGCCAGAGAGACUCUCACUGUCAAACUAAACCACUUCACAAAUUCAUCAAAAAUCGUUGAAUUGAAGAAACUCAAAUUAGGGUUUCACAACUAUGGAAGAUUUCAGAUCCAAAUCGUACGGUGAUGGAAGGAUGCAAAUUGAACCCUACUCAGCAGCAGCAGCAGCAGCACCUUCCAAUGGAGCUACAGCUACUAGUGUUUACGGUAUGCAAGAUCUGCGUUGUUACAGUGCUUCUUAUGCUUCCUCUGUUCAUCCAGCACAAACACAGAACCAGAUGAGUAAUAUCAGCGAUGUUAAGUUCAAGAAAGGAAAAUCAACGAACGGUUCGGCUUCGAAAAGUUGGAGCUUUAGUGAUCCUGAGAUGCAGAGGAAAAAAAGAGUUGCUAGUUACAAAGUUUAUUCGGUUGAAGGUAAACUCAAAGGUUCCAUUAGGAAGAGUUUUAAAUGGAUUAAAGAUAGGUGCAACAGAGUUGUUCAUGGUUGGUAGUGUAAAUUUUUAUUAUUAUGAUGAUGAUGAUGAUGCUUAAUUGAAAUUGAAAUUUGUGAAUUGAAAUUAAACCUAAUUUAGGUUAUAAGUUAGCAUCUGAAUGGAAAUUUCAAUUAGGGUGUCUUAUAUAUAUAUAUUUAUAUGUAUGAAUAAUUAUUUGUUUGUCCUGUUUAUUUUAUUGGUAAGUGUUUAUGUUCAUUGCUGCAAUGUAAACUAGCUAGUAGUGUUUAUUUAUCAUAAGGAUCAUUGAUUUGGAUUGUAAUAUGGAAGAGAAAUUGUGAUUCGUGACUUCUUCAAUAUGUAGUUUGUUUCUGUAAAGAGUGUAAAGUAAUAAUCUUUGUUUGUUUUGUUAUGAAA
Molecule: messenger RNA, 903 nt
Organism: Lathyrus oleraceus (garden pea)
Lineage: Eukaryota; Viridiplantae; Streptophyta; Magnoliopsida; Fabales; Fabaceae
Exons: 1
Coding region: 151-546 (131 amino acids)
Source: RefSeq, a predicted model, not a curated record